Molecule: messenger RNA, 2781 nt
Organism: Doryrhamphus excisus (bluestripe pipefish)
Lineage: Eukaryota; Metazoa; Chordata; Actinopteri; Syngnathiformes; Syngnathidae
Gene: pou3f3b
Product: POU class 3 homeobox 3b
Biological process (GO): brain development; regulation of transcription by RNA polymerase II
Cellular component (GO): nucleus
Molecular function (GO): DNA-binding transcription factor activity, RNA polymerase II-specific; RNA polymerase II cis-regulatory region sequence-specific DNA binding
Source: RefSeq, a predicted model, not a curated record
UGUACUUGAACGGUAGUUUGCUGUUUGGCAGCUUUAAAUAUAUCAAAACAGAACAAAGAGAAAGACUCAGCACUGCCAUAAAAGAAGAGACUUAACAAUAAAGCGAGGGAGAAUUCUCAGAUUGAAUUACAAAAGGACUCUGCUAAUGUUUUGGGUUUUUUUCAAAGAGAACACAACACGCUGACUCCGGAGAAUUUGCAAGCAUUUCUAUUUCUAACCACCGAAAGUUUGUUGGGACGACUCUUGAAUUUUAAUGUUCACAUUUCCACUUCGGCCCCAAACUUUGGACUGCUCAUGCUUUCAAGGGACUUUUGAGUUUUUAUUCCUCCAUCUCCAAGCCCGAAUGCUGUAAAUGCACGCGGAUUUUAACCAGUUUUCUCACACCUUCUUUUUGGUGGCGUUUUUACGCACGCAUGUUAUUUGGCAAGCCGUACUUUCUCAAGUUUGAAUAAUUCAUGAGAUACAAUUUGCCCGCACGAAAGAAGUGACUGCAAAAAGGGAGGGGGCUAUCCACAAACAUAUUCAUAAGGCUUGACGGAAUGGCCACCGCGGCUUCCAAUCCUUAUCUGGCCAGCAAUACCAUCCUCUCGUCCGGCUCCAUCGUGCACUCUGACUCGGGAGGCGGUGGCAUGCAGCCUGGCAGUGCUGCUGUUACCUCGGGCUCCGGGGGCUACAGAGGGGACCCCUCCAUCAAGAUGGUGCAGAGUGACUUUAUGCAAGGCGCCAUGGCAGCGAGCAACGGGGGACACAUGCUGAGCCAUGCCCACCAGUGGGUGACGUCUCUCCCCCACGCCGCCGCCGCAGCUGCGGCCGCCGUGGCCGCAGCCGAAGCGGGGUCUCCCUGGUCGUCGAGCCCGGUCGGCAUGACUGCGAGUCCGCAGCAGCAGGACGUGAAGAACCCCGCCAGAGACGACCUGCACACGGGCACGGCGCUGCACCACCGGCCGCCUCACCUCGCCCACCAGACUCACGCCGGGGCUUGGGGCAGCACCACCGCGGCGCACAUUAACUCCAUAUCCGGUGGGCAGCAGCAGCAGUCGCUGAUUUACUCCCAGCCUGGGGGGUUCACUGUGAACGGCAUGCUGAGCCCCGGGAGCCAGAGCCUGGUGCACCCAGGCUUAGUGAGGGGCGACACGCCGGAUCUGGACCACGGCAGCCACCACCACCAUCACCAGCACCAUCCUCACCACCAGCACCACGGCGGCGUCAACAACCACGACCCGCACUCGGACGACGACACGCCGACCUCGGACGACCUGGAGCAGUUCGCCAAGCAGUUCAAGCAGCGGAGGAUCAAGCUGGGCUUCACGCAGGCGGACGUGGGCCUGGCGCUGGGCACCCUCUACGGCAACGUCUUCUCCCAGACCACCAUCUGUAGAUUCGAGGCUCUGCAGCUCAGCUUCAAGAACAUGUGCAAGCUGAAGCCGCUGCUGAACAAGUGGCUGGAAGAGGCCGACUCGUCCACCGGCAGCCCCACCAGCAUCGACAAGAUCGCGGCGCAGGGGAGGAAGCGGAAGAAGCGCACGUCCAUCGAGGUGAGCGUCAAGGGGGCCCUGGAGAGCCACUUUCUCAAGUGCCCCAAACCCUCGGCGCAGGAAAUCAGCACCCUGGCGGACAACCUGCAGCUGGAGAAGGAGGUGGUCAGAGUGUGGUUUUGCAAUAGGAGACAGAAGGAGAAGCGGAUGACGCCGCCGGGAGUGGCGCAGACGCCGGAGGAUGUGUACUCUCAGGUCGGCAAUGGGCAUUUUUUAGUAGAUUACUUAAAAGAUGCGAGUGAGGCGAGCGACCAGAGGGUGACAACCACAAGUUCAUUCCACCAGGUAAUUUUGGCGCAUUAAGAAGAGACCCCCUCAUCCCACAGCACCAUCAACUGUUAUUAUUAUUAUUAUUAUUAAUAUUAUUAUUAUUAUUAUGCCCCCCCUCUCCUACCCUGCCAAACAACCGCCACUGUCCUGGAUGUGUGUGGUGUGUGUGUGUGUGUGUGUGUGUGUGUGUGAGAGAGUGCGUGCGUGCGUGCGUUUGACACAAAGGGCCAAUCUUUUUUAGAAAAGAGAACAAAAUGAAGAUCCACAACGCUUCCUUCUUUUAUUUCUCGCCCACAUGCGAAGGAUCAGGGAUUUUUUUCCAUUGGAAAAACAAAACACACACACACCGGAAGAGGACUAACCCCCUACCCCCACCCAACACACCUUGAAAAAAAACAUUCAGAUCUCAAAGAUCUCCCUUUCACGUAUUUUUUCAUUUUUGUAUUAUUUAACGGAUGCUGUUGGAUUCGUCCCCCUUUUUUAAUUCCAAGAAAUUGAGACAUUUGGAAAGACUUCAGCUGCACUUAUUUGGGUGGGGGGUGGGUGUGUGGGGGGGUUGCCAAUCGUGACUGUGGACGUCCUCCGAACGCUGCCCUUUCUCGGCAGUGCUCUUUGCUAGCUUUUAAUAAACCAACAACUCUGUCACGUCGGCAAUAGAUCACUAGAUCACUAGAUCACUAGAUCACAGUGGAUUGAUGACUUUAUAUUUUUCACCACGAUGCUUCUUUGGCUCGGGAUGCGUAUGAAUUAUUCCAAACGGUAAUUUAUUGGACUUGUGUAAAAUGAUUUUGUUUUUCCUUCUUUCUUUGUUGACAUUUUGAUGGGGUAUUGGGGGCAUCCUGGAGGAGCACAAAUCAUCCCAAGAUGAGCGUUGUUAGGGUAUAUUUUUGAUGUGAUCAUUUGAUUGUAAUUUAAUUUCAGUAGUGGUUCCGUACGAGCUGAUUGAGACACAAUAAAUUUGUUAGAAUGAAAUGCA